This is a messenger RNA of Perognathus longimembris pacificus (Pacific pocket mouse), 4850 nucleotides long. It is a transcript of the gene Aass, whose product is annotated as aminoadipate-semialdehyde synthase. The transcript has 24 exons. The record is from RefSeq and is a predicted model, not a curated record. Bases 177 to 2957 code for a protein of 926 amino acids. Gene Ontology annotation, molecular function: saccharopine dehydrogenase activity. Lineage: Eukaryota; Metazoa; Chordata; Mammalia; Rodentia; Heteromyidae. Gene Ontology annotation, cellular component: cytoplasm.
CAGGGAAUUUGAAGCCUGUCCUGUCCCAACUCGAAGCUCGAAGGCGGCAACCUGGGACCAGUGGAUGUCCAGCUCCAACUAGCAGAUUUCCAAGGAGACCAGAACUGUUGUGUGAGCCCUCCCACCCUUUGUUGUCAGACUGUCACACAUUGCCUUCACAGUGACCAGAUUGCAAGAUGCUGCGAGUCCGCAGGACCAACCUGGGCAGGCUGAGGGCCAGCCUCGCCAGAGAUCUCCACCACAAAGCCGUGAUGGCGCUGCGGCGGGAAGACGUGAACGCCUGGGAGAGGCGCGCGCCGCUGGCUCCCAAGCACAUCAAGGGCAUCACCAAUCUGGGCUACAAGGUCUUGAUUCAGCCUUCCAACCGGAGGGCCAUUCAUGACAAGGAAUAUGUCAAAGCAGGAGGCAUUCUUCAAGAGGAUAUAUCUGAAGCUUGUUUGAUUUUAGGAGUUAAAAGACCUCCAGAGGAAAAACUGAUGUCCAAGAAAACAUAUGCAUUCUUCUCCCACACAAUAAAAGCACAGGAGGCCAAUAUGAGCUUGUUGGAUAAGGUUCUAAAACAGAAUAUCCGACUUAUUGAUUAUGAGAAAAUGGUAGACCACAGAGGAAUCCGGGUAGUGGCAUUUGGACAGUGGGCAGGUGUGGCAGGGAUGAUCAAUAUUUUACAUGGAAUGGGCUUAAGGCUUCUUGCUUUGGGACAUCAUACACCUUUCAUGCAUCUGGGUAUGGCUCAUAACUACAGGAAUAGCAGUCAGGCCGUUCAAGCUGUCCGAGAUGCUGGUUAUGAGAUAUCUCUGGGUCUAAUGCCAAAGUCAAUAGGGCCCUUAACGUUUGUGUUCACAGGGACUGGUAAUGUAUCAAAGGGAGCCCAAGAAAUCUUCAAUGAGCUACCCUGUGAAUAUGUGGAGCCCCAUGAAUUAAAAGAAGUUUCCCAAACUGGAGACCUCAGAAAAGUGUAUGGAACUGUGUUAAGCCGACAUCAUCAUCUUGUCAGAAAAACAGAUGGUGUGUUUGAUCCUGUAGAGUAUGACAAACAUCCAGAGCGCUACACAAGUCGUUUUAAUACUGAUAUUGCACCCUAUACAACUUGUCUAAUAAAUGGAAUUUACUGGGAACAAAAUACCCCUCGCUUACUAACCCGCCACGAUGCUCAAAGUCUACUGGCUCCUGUCAAGUCUUCAGUUGUUACUGUUGAAGGCUGUCCCACAUUACCACACAGACUUGUGGCAAUAUGUGACAUAUCAGCAGACACAGGCGGAUCUAUAGAUUUCAUGACUGAGUGCACUACAAUAGAGCAUCCUUUCUGCAUGUAUGAUGCAGACCAGCAUAUUAUUCAUGACAGUGUUGAAGGCUCUGGGAUUUUGAUGUGUUCCAUUGACAAUUUGCCAGCACAGCUUCCUAUUGAAGCUACAGAAUACUUCGGAGACAUGCUUUACCCUUAUGUUGAAGAAAUGUUAUUGUCAGACGCGUCACAGCCUCUGGAAAGUCAGAACUUCUCUCCUGUGGUGCGAGAUGCUGUGAUUACAUCCAACGGUUUAUUAACGGAUAAAUAUAAAUAUAUCCAGAAACUCCGAGAGGACAGAGAAAAUUUUCAAUCAUUUUCGAUGAAUACCAAGAAAAAGGUGUUGGUUCUUGGAUCUGGCUAUGUAUCGGGGCCUGUACUAGAAUAUCUGUCAAGAGACAGUAAUAUAGAAAUAACAGUAGGCUCUGAUAUGGAGAAUCAAAUGAAACAGUUAAGCAAGAGAUACAGUAUUAAUCCUGUUAACAUGAACAUUGGUAAACAAGAAGAAAGGUUGAACUCCUUGGUGGCAUCGCAGGAUCUUGUCAUCAGCUUGUUGCCUUAUGUGUUGCAUCCCGUUGUGGCCAAGGCUUGCAUCAUGAACAAAGUUAACAUGAUCACCGCCAGCUACAUCACACCAGCACUGAAAGAGUUGGAAAAGAGUGUGGAGGAUGCUGGCAUCACACUCAUUGGCGAGUUGGGCUUGGACCCCGGGCUUGAUCAUAUGCUUGCAAUGGAUACCAUCGAUAAGGCCAAAGAAGUGGGAGCCACGAUUGAAUCUUAUAUUUCCUACUGUGGUGGGCUUCCAGCCCCUGAACAUUCAGACAAUCCUUUGAGGUAUAAAUUCAGCUGGAGUCCUGUGGGAGUUUUGAUGAAUGUAAUGCAGCCUGCUUGCUACCUGCUGAAUGGAAAGGUUGUGAACGUGGCAGGGGGAGUCUCCUUUCUUGAUGCAGUCACUUCCAUGGAUUACUUCCCUGGCCUGAAUUUGGAGGGUUAUCCUAACAGAGACAGUACCCGAUAUGCAGAGAUCUAUGGGAUCCCAUCUGCCCACACUUUACUGAGGGGUACACUGAGAUAUAAGGGGUACUCCAAAGCUUUGAAUGGAUUUAUAAAGUUGGGCCUGAUCAACAGAGAAAUAUAUCCUGCCCUCCGACCUGAGGCCAACCCCCUCACUUGGAAACAACUCCUAUGCGACCUAGUUGGGAUUUCACACUCUUCCUCAUGUGAUGUGCUUAAAGAUGCUGUCCUCACAAAACUGAGAGGGGACCAUACCCAGCUGGAGGCUGCAGAAUGGUUGGGCUUACUUGGGGACGAUCAAGUCCCUCAAGCAGAGACAAUUGUGGAUGCACUCUCCAAACACUUGGCCUCAAAGCUCUCCUAUGGCCCUGAAGAAAAAGAUAUGAUUGUGAUGAGAGACAGUUUUGGAAUCAGACAUCCUUCCGGACAUUUAGAGAACAAAACUAUUGAUCUUGUGGUUUAUGGAGAUUUCAAUGGAUUUUCGGCGAUGGCUAAAACUGUGGGAUUCCCCACUGCUAUGGCAGCCAAAAUGCUUCUUGAUGGUGAAAUUGAAGCUAAAGGCCUAAUGGGACCUUUUACAAAGGAGAUUUAUGGGCCAAUAUUAGAGCGGAUUAAAGCAGAAGGAAUUAUGUACACAACACAGAGCACACUCAAGCUAUAAUUUUGUUUUUAAUCAUCACAGGCAAAACAGAUCUCAAGAUUUGGUGACCAACAUGCUGACUAAUAUGCUGUUUUUAAUAGCAUGAAGCAUGUCCGAUUUUGAUUGUUUCAAUAAAAUGGUGGUUUUGAAUAUAAAUCUCUUUUAAUUUGAAAAUGUUCGGAAUAGGAGAGACCAGUCAUUAUGGGAGAACUUUAAUGAUUUGCCAUAUAUUACCAUGAAUGUAAAAUAAUAAUGAUCAUAUUUUGUUAACUUAUUGUGUCUCUUUUAUAAAAUAUAUUUUCCUAUAAUCAACAAAUGUAGUUUCACUGUUUUAGAAGAUUCUCAUAUAAGUUUAUUUUUGUAUUUUUCAAAUUGAUUCUGUUAGAUAUCUUUAAAUUACUUAUGUAUAAAUCUAUACAAACUACUAUGUUAUGCUUUUUGUAAGAUUAUGAUUUAUCUAGUAAAUUUAUCACUUGCAUUAUUUUCUCUUGAGUGUUUUGGAAAAAGAAAUUAAUGAGACUGUCAUAAUCCAUAUAUCCAUUCAUUAAGAACACAAAAAGUAUUUAACCAAGUCCAACACCCUUUCACAUAAAAACACUCAACAAACAAAAAGUAAAUUAACAUUCUCAAUUUGAUUUAAAAAAAUCUAUGAAAAAUCCACAACUUGUAUAAUAUUUAAUAUUAAACAAUGAAUGAUUCCCCUGUAACAUCAUAAAUGAGACAAAGAUAAUUGCUUUUGCCACUACAAUUCAACCUGAACUAGAUCAUUGAGCCAGGGAAAUUAAACAAGAAAUAAUAAAACAUAUCUUGAAUAGGAAGGAAGAAGUAAAACUCCCUGUAUAUGGCCCAAUUUUAGACAUAGAAUUCUAAAGCACAACCAAAGAAAAUACAAAUUAAUAUACUUAAAAUAUAAUAAAGCAUUAGAAUUAAUAAAUUUUUGGCAAAGUUGUAAAUAUAAGAGUAAUAUACAGAACUGGAUUAUGUCUAUAAAGUAUCAAUGAGUGAAGAAAAACAUAGAAAUAGAAUUGAAAGUCUAGAAGUGGUGCUCAGUUGGCUACUGAAACAAGUGCUAAGAUAAUUCAGUGAAGGGAAAUUAUUUUGUCAUCACAUGGUGAUUAGAAACUCAGACACCCACAUAAAAAUAAUGAAGUUAGACCUCUUCUAUAAACCAUGGGUAAAAAUGAACUAAACAUGUACUUAUGAACUAAAUAGAAGAGCUGAUCCUGUUACAAUUUUAGAAAAAACAUAGGUGUAACUAUUCAUGAACUUGAAGUAGGCAAAUGAUAUUUUAAAUAAUUCCCAAAACAAUCAAAAAAAGAAAAUUGAACAGAGUGAAAAUUAAGGACUUGUGAUUUCAUAGGCCUACACAAACAAUGAAAACAACAACAAAAGCAAGCAACAACCAAAAAAACAUAGAAUGAGAGAAAAUUUUUGUAAAUAAUAAAUCAGUAGGAAUAUGUAACUAGAAUAAAGAACUGAUAUACCUUGACAAUGAAAGGACAGAUAAUUUUUAAAGCCAAAAGAUUUAACUUGACAAGCUCUCCAAAGAAGACAUAUAAAAGACUAUGAAGCACAUGAAGUAUUCCUAUCAUCAAUUAUCAUCAGGAAAUCAGAUCAAAUCAACAAUGGAAUGCCACUUUUUACCUAGCAAAAUGGCUAUAAUCAAGGUAAUACCAAGGAUUGGUGAGGAUACAAAGAUGUUGGAACUUUCAAGAAGUUAGGAUAGAUAACCAGGAACAAAGGGAACAUCACCAUAAACAUUUGAACAAAGUUCCAAGUAGCAGAGCUGAGAAGUUUCAUUGUCAGUUUCUGUAUCUUGUGGCCUGCUUAGAGAGUGUCAUACCUGAGAGAUAGAUUAGAAGUUCCUAUUAAUUAGGUAAUAACAAAUCUCAAUUCUUAUGUUUUCCUUACAAC